Molecule: messenger RNA, 4555 nt
Organism: Brassica napus (rape)
Lineage: Eukaryota; Viridiplantae; Streptophyta; Magnoliopsida; Brassicales; Brassicaceae
Product: glutathione S-transferase T3-like
Exons: 3
Coding region: 1202-2083 (293 amino acids)
Source: RefSeq, a predicted model, not a curated record
UAAUCAACUGCUAUGCGUGACUGUAGACUAAAAUAAUCCACAUGGAAAUUUAAAUCAGUGAAAAAAAUUCUGGGUUGAACUUUUUUUUAUUAACAUAUACUUGAAAUGAUGCGCAAUAAGUGAAGGAAAAAAUAAGUACUAUUGUAUAACCGUACAAUAACUAACAUAUUUGCAUACAUAAAUAUCUUAGUUUAUAGGUUUUCCUAAGAGGAAAGUAAUGAUUACAAGGUCAACUAAUUUACUAAACAGAAUAAUCGAUAUUGAGAUAGAGUACCACGAUAUAAAGAUUUAUAUGUUUUCAGUGAUAUUGUACAGAAAUUGAUGGAACAUGUGUGGGAAAGAAUGAUCCGCAUUGGGAUAACUAUACUGUGAUACGUGUCGGCAAGGGAAUGGUGGAAGAGUUUUCGUUAAGGCAAAAUCGAAUUGGGAUCGAGAUAGACAUUUCUCGUCUCUCUCCUUCUCCCUCGCGGCGAUCGAAAUGGCGAUUUUGCUCUCAACGGCACAUCUCCUUCGUGACGGUUCUCCCGUCGACGAAUCUCCUCCCAAGUCGUCUCUUCUCGACGGAUCUCCUCCUGAGGCAUCUCUCGGCGGUUCUCACCAUAGAUCUCUCGGCGCAUCUCCUUCUCUCUCGAUUCUCUCCGCGGAUCUCUCAACCGUUCUCUCUGUGAUUCGAAAGUUAAAGGGUGAGGUGAGGUUCGAUCACCAGGAUUGUAUUAGCAAGGAGAUCAAAGAGAAACAACCAUUUCCUCCACAGUUGAAGGUAAACUUCUUUCUCUUCAGCUCGAAAGUAAUGUAGUUUGUAUAAUAGUUAAAACGUCUAGUUUUGUUUCUCUGUUUUGUUUGCGACCAAAGCGUUUAGUUUGUAUAAUAGUUAAAGCGUCUAGUUUGUUUGCAAGGCCACACUUUCUUGGUAGUGUCGAGUCUGUUUUGAUUGUGACCAAAGCAUGUAGUUUGUUUGCAAGGCUAGUUUGUUUGGUAGUUAAUGCACUUGUAGUUAGGUAAUUAUGGUUGUGUAAUGUGUAGUAACUGAGAUGUACUUUUGUAGUUAGGUCAUUAUGGUAGUUUUAAUUACCAUUUUCAACUAUUUAACCCCUCUUUCACAAUUUCGAUUUAAUCUCCAUCAUCUUCUUUCUCUUUUCUCUGGUAUAACUCUAUCACAUUCCUUCUUCUAUUCUUUUUUCACUUCUAUCUUCUUUAUUUUAUGGAUCCAAGGAUUCCGUAUAGCCAGUCUACUGGCUAUACGGGACUUCUUUACAGUCAACACGAAAGUGUUUAUGAUGGGAACUCUCCUUAUGAGAGUUUUCCUUCUGGAUCUUCACAGAUCCCUCAAUUCAGUUCUCAACAGUGUGAGGCUCCAACUCCACCCACACAUCCACCCGUAGAGCGUGGGAGGAGACAUAAAUGGACCCCAGCCGAGGACGAGAUGCUGAUCAGUGCCUGGUUAAAUACCUCUAAGGACGCUAUAGUCGGCAAUAACCAAAAAUCAGGCACUUUCUGGAAACGAGUUGGAGAUUAUUUCUUCGCAGCUCUUUCUGGUGGAGAUUGUGUUGAAAGUAGCGAGCAUGUCCACUAUAAGCAGAGGUGGCACAAAAUCAGUAAUGACACAUCCAAGUUUUGUGGUGCAUAUGUGGCUGCAGAGAGACAGAUAUCUAGUGGUCAGCAUGAGAACGAUGUACUCAAGGUAGCCCAUGAAAUAUUCUUCACGGAUCAGGGGUCCAAAUUCACUCUGGAGCAUGCGUGGUGUGUGUUGAGGUAUGAGCAGAAAUGGCUCAACCUGAACAGCACUAAAGCUUCUGAAAGUUCAAAGAGGAAAACCGUUGAAUCAGAUUCCCAAACUUCAACCACAAGUGUUGGUGAAGAAGAGAUACGCCCUGAAGGUGUAAAGGCUGCAAAAGCUAAACGUAAUGCAAAUGAGAAGUCUGUUGAUUACUAUACGACGGUACUUGAACUGAGGAAGGUGGAUUUGGAUAGGAAAGAAAAACUCCAGAAGCUUGCCAUCUUAGACACUCUCCUAGCCAAAACCCAGCCACUCAGUGAGGCUGAAGAAGCAGCCAAAAACAAGCUCCUCGCCGAGUAUAUUUAGAGAAAUAUCUGCUACAACCUUUGUGUGUUUUCUGUCAGUUUGGUUUGUAUGGUUUUAAUGUGAACGGUGUCUAUGUUUUUAAAGCUACAACUUUCCUGGUUGCUUUGUACUAAAACCUUUAUCAAUUAAUCUAUUAUGUUUACUUGCUUGUAUGAUGUUUAUUUGCUUGUAUGUUUAGCUACUAUAAAUGUCCAUCUGUAAUAUGAAUGUCCAUGUCUAAUUUUUAUCUUGUAAUUUUUUGCAGUUUUCGGAUUACACAUGGGUCUUGAUUACAGCUAUUCACAACCUUCACAGGAUGAGACGUUUGGUGGGGCUGAGUCAGACAGUGACUACAACGAAGUCGAAUCUCUCAUUCAGCAAGACCAAGCUCAGUUAGACCAAGCUCUCAUUCAGCAAGACCAAGCUCUCAUUCAGCAACACGAAGCUCUCAUUCAGCAAGACCAAGCACAUGCGUUUGUGUACCCUCCACAGCCGGAGGUUGAAUUCGGAUUUCCACAAAUAUGCUACUGUGGGAGUGAACCGAAGAUAGCUACGUCUAGCAUCGAACCAGGUCGCAGAUACUACACAUGUACAAAUGCAAACGAUGGAGAGUGUCAUGUGUGGAAAUGGUGGGACGAGGCUGUAAUGGAGGAGAUGCGAGCCAGGGAUAGGCACACAUUUCAGUUAGCCGAGAAGGUAGAUUCUCUGACCCUCUUCAAUGACCAUGUUACUGAGCAGAAGCUCGUUAGAUUAGAGAACAUGGUGUGUGAGUUGGCCAAGAAUAAAUCAAAGUCUAGCUUAGAUUACUUCGUUGCGGUUAUGGUUAUGGUCUUAAUUUUCAUAGGUGUCAUCCUCGUAUUUCUCUAAUUUGUUAUGGUUAUGGGAACUUCUUUGUAAUGACUUCGGAUUUGUGAUGUAUGGUUGACAUUUGUGAUGUAUGUGUACCUAAUAGUUUAUGACAUUGAAACAAUAUGCAUGUUUAAAAUUCAGAAGAAGUGAACCUAUAAAGUAGUUGAAAAUGUCAGGAGACAAACAUGUUGUGUACCUAAAAAGUAGUUGAAAGGUUCACAAGACAAACAACAGACAAUCACAACAUUGUAACUUCAUGAGCCUAUAAAUGUGACGGACAUAUUCUCGUUAAAAUUACAACUCCUCUACUUCUUUCUUAUAUUAAAAACAUUGCCUUCUUUUUUUCAUUCAAAAUGGCUUCUCUUCACAUUAUCAUUAUAACCAAAAUGACGAUGAUGUUGAUCCAUUUGAAAAUAUUUUUGAAGAUUUCUUACAAAUCCCAGAUAUUAUUCCCAAACCGAGAGAGCGAAAAACACGUAUCUUUAUUGAGAGAGAGCAGGAAGAAGGCCAGGACCAGCUUUGGAGUGAUUAUUUUAGCGAGACUCCAACAUUCCCGCACAAUAUUUUCCGGAGACGGCUUCAAAUGAACAAGACAUUGUUCUUGCGUAUUGUGCAUUGUCUCGAGCAAGAAGUGGAUUAUUUUAAACCAUCACAAGAUGCAACCGGUCGGUCUAGCCUAACCGCGCUCCAAAAAUGUACCGCAGCAAUUCGUCAGUUGGCGUAUGGUGGUGGGGCUGAUACCGUUGACGAAUAUGUCCGACUAGGUGAAACCACAACUAGAAAAUGUUUGCACCAUUUUACCAACGGAAUCAUCCACUUGUUUGGCGAUGAAUACCUUAGAUGUCCUACACCGGAGGAUCUGCAAAGACUACUAUAUAUUGGAGAACAACGUGGAUUUCCAGGAAUGGUUGGAAGCAUCGACUGUAUGCAUUGGGAGUGGAAGAAUUGUCCAUCCGCUUGGAAAGGAAUGUAUUCACGAGGAACCGGAAAACCAACAAUUGUGUUGGAGACGGUGGCUGAUUACGACCUCUGGAUAUGGCAUGCGUUUUUUGGAACACCAGGUACUAUGAACGAUCUUAAUAUUCUUGAUCGAUCACCUGUUUUUGAUGACAUUAUUAACGGAAUAGCACCAAAAGUCAACUUCUAUGUUAAUGGUUAUCCGUACCAUUUGGCCUAUUAUCUCACUGAUGGGAUUUAUCCUGACUGGGCGACUUUUAUUCAAUCUAUCCGUCUACCACAAAGUGAGAAACAUUCAUUAUUUGCUAAAACCCAAGAAGCUGUACGGAAAGAUGUUGAACGUGCCUUUGGAGUCCUGCAAGCUAGAUUAGCCGUCGUCAGAAAUCCAUCUAAUUUAUGGGAUAAACAAAAAAUAGGAAAUAUUAUGAGAGCAUGUAUCAUCCUCCAUAAUAUGAUUGUCGAGGAUGAACGGGCAGCAAGGACACAAUAUGUGGUUCCUGGAUUUGAAGAAAGUGAAGAGGAAAGAUUUUCCGUCAAUAUGCCUUCGCCUCUCGGCAAUACAAUGGAUCGUCGAACGAACGUUCGCAAUAGACAAGCUCAUCAUAAUUUAAAAAAUGAUUUGAUUGAAAAUAUAUGGACCAAAUUUGGACAUUUUCCAAAUAACAUGUAAUUUAUAAGUUUUUAUGA